This is a messenger RNA of Hemibagrus wyckioides, 4817 nucleotides long. It is a transcript of the gene sh3rf2, whose product is annotated as SH3 domain containing ring finger 2. The record is from RefSeq and is a predicted model, not a curated record. Gene Ontology annotation, biological process: positive regulation of JNK cascade; positive regulation of proteasomal ubiquitin-dependent protein catabolic process; protein ubiquitination. Gene Ontology annotation, molecular function: ubiquitin protein ligase activity; protein binding. Bases 495 to 2504 code for a protein of 669 amino acids. Lineage: Eukaryota; Metazoa; Chordata; Actinopteri; Siluriformes; Bagridae. The transcript is spliced from 11 exons.
ACCCGGCAUGGAAUCUGUACAAUGUCUCUGAGUCUUAUCUAUGCAGUGAGUGAAUAGUUUAGUAAAGUAUGUUUUAAUUAUUCAGUUCGUGAGUAAACUGUAACACGGUCAGGGUAAAAAAGAUGCAGUGAAUGCCAGGACGAGUGAAUUGUUGUUUUUCAGGGCGGGUAGAAUUGAGUCAAAGUGAGUCCGAGCACAGAUGUGACUCUGUAGUGUAUGAGUGAGUGUGAACAGUGUAGAGCCUUAUUACAGUAACAGUGAACUCUGUGCAGUGAAAGCUGAGCCGUGUGCACUGACUGCACCUCCGACUGCCCACGAACUAGUUUGGUCUGUUCGCAGCUGAUAUGUUUCCUUCAUCCCUGGUUGGACUAGAUGGAAAUUAAGACACGGAAGUAUGAGUACGGGUCGGUACUGUACUUCACCAUCAGUAGAGAUGUUGUAGAAAUGGAGGAUGGAUCUCUGGCACGCGCGUGGACGACUUUCAGAGGGACAUCAUGACCACCAUGAGGGACAUGGACAGGUCUGAAGGGGUGCUGGCUAAAGCCUUGUACGACUACCAAGGCAAUGGACCCGGAGAGCUCGCCAUGAAAUCCGGUGACAUGGUCGGCCUGCGCUGGAGAGUGGACGAUAAUUGGUAUUACGGCGAUAUUAAAGGGAACACUGGGCUUAUCCCCACCAGCAUGGUGCAGAUCCUGAGUGAGCAAUCGCAGCCGGCGCCGUUGUGCCGCGCCCUCUAUGACUUCGACCUGAACAGACUGGAUCCUGAUGACAGGAAGGAGUGUCUGGCCUUCAUGAAGGGAGACGUCAUCACUGUGAUUAAGCGAGUGGAUGAGAACUGGGGUGAAGGGAAGUUAGGAGACAAGGUCGGCAUCUUUCCUUUGCAGUUUACAGAGCCAAAUCCGACUGCGUUCAAACUCCUGGCGAGUGCGAAGGCGAGCGAUUUGGCAGAAUUUCACCCACGGAACGCGAGAGGGAGCAGCAGGAGGGUGAGUCUAGAUGCAGGCAGCCACAGACGACUCUCCAGGACGCAGGCGAGCGCAGCCAGGCCUCCCGACGUCAGCGUCCUGAACACUCUGAACCACGGUCAGACCCAGAGCUCAACAGCUCCUAGCGCUCCUCUGAAGCCCGGACGACUCUCCACCGCCUCUAAGCUGCGGGCUGGGAGCACUCGGAGAAGCCAGUCAAAGGGCGAAAGAAAGAUGAACGGCGAAGUUCCUCCAACAAUCACCAUGGCUCUCAUCAACCCGCAAGGUCCUCCACCGCAAGCAGAGAGCAAACAGUCCCCCAUCCAGCAGCUGUCUAUCAGUGUGUGUGCUGCCUUGUAUUCGUACAGUCCCCAUCGCCCAGAGGAGCUGGAACUGAGCAAAGGCGAGAUGGUAGGGGUUUACGGGAAGUUUAAGGAGGGCUGGUUACGUGGUCUCUCUCUCAAAACUGGCAAAGUGGGCAUCCUGCCUGCCAACUACGUCACACCCGUGCUGAGAACCUCCGCAAUGUUUGUCGAGCAGCCAAAGCUUGCUGUUCCCAGUGCAGCCAUAGCAUCAGCAAAGAGAUACACACCCCAGAAUCCCCAAGCAGCAUCAGUGCCUCUGGAUAAAGUAAAGGUUGAAGUGGCUGCUCUAGUCGGUGCCAUGCCCCCUCAGGCAGCUGUACCAUCUGGCAGUGCAGUGAAAUCUCCUCAAGCAGGAGGAAAGCAGGGCUGGGACACGGUCAGACGAGCCUUCCAGUCUUCACACAGAGGCUCAUUCCGGCAUAGCAGCUACCAUCCCCAAAAUCCAGGUUCAAGCCUGCAUCCUCCACCUCAGGAUUUGGGACAGAUCUACGGCUUUGGCCGUUCUCCCGUCCUUCCCAGGAAGAGAAAUGGCUUGUUUACAAAUCCCAUCAGGUCACAGCACUGGACUUAUGAAGGAACAACACCCUCUGCUGGUGGUGGUGCAUACCAGCCAACGGAUACCAGAUACAAGACUCUGAAGGAGACUUCCACAGCUCUUCAGUCCAUUCUGAUCAAACCAGAUAGUCACAGGCACAACACAGAGAAGCCUGUGAAGACGGUGAGGUUCCUGACUGAAGAAGUUCCUCAAACCACAACAAGGUUGACGUCCGUGUCGUCUGGAUCGCAGGUCAUGGGUAACUCUCCGAGCAGUCCCGUGGCUCUGGAGCACUGGAACCCGUCAGCCAUCAUAGGUCGGGAUGGAAGUACCUCAGUUUUUAAAGACACAAAGACAAUCAUGCAAAGAAAAGGUCACGGUCAGAAUAAUGCCAGUGGGGAGUUUCUGCCUUUAGGUACAAAACUGUACGCAGCCAACAGCCAGUCCAGCCCCAUCAGACACAGGGUGUUGAAGGCAUAUAAUGCAAAGACUGAUGCUGAACUGAACCUGCUGGAGGGAGAGCUUGUGCUGGUCCAAAAGCCUCGGUCAGACGGGAGGGUUCUGGUGAAACAGGAAAUCACUGGAGUGACUGGCAUCUUCCAAAGCAGUAUUCUGGACAUAUUGGACAAAGUUGCUUGAGUGUGUGUGAAUGUGUGUGUGUGUGUGUUCACAAUCUGCUAUCAAAUCUGCUAUCACACCCUCAGUGUUGCUUUUAAAUCCAUGUAAAACAAAUCACCUGCGUAAGCAAAGCAAUAUGCUCUUUAUGUACUUGAGUGUGUUUCAGUGUAUAUCAGCAUGCAUCUAACCAUAAACACACAUCUCAGAUCCACCUCAACAUCCACCCUGUCACUUAUCACUUCUGGGACAUAUAGCACCACUGCUGUUAUUUUGGGGUUAUGAAGGUCCCUAAGGUAUGCACAUAUUUUUAUAAAUUGAUAAGGACGUGGGCAGCUGUUUCGGACUCCUGUCCUCAGAUCUCAGAUUUUUAAAGUAUAUACUGUGUUCUAGUGUGUAAGACGUAUGUUGGGUCGUACACGGAAGGUUUGCACUUAUUAAAAAUGCACUAUAUGACACUGAGUUGAGUUGAGAUCUGAUAAUUGCUAUCUGUUUGUACAGCUCACUAAGAUAUCAGUCCCUCCAGGAUUUCACGAUUUUGCGAUACAGAUAUUUAACACUAAAUUGAGCAAACACCCAGAUAUUCAGAGAAGCUUGCAAUUUUUUUAGAAUGACCGCAGAUUUACUUCAGAUUUGGGUCAGGACUUGGGUGUUAUUUGAUGCCAUCAGUGUUGCCAGAUUGGACUGUGAUAACUAAUAUAAUAACAAACAGAAAACCCAAAAAAGGGCACUAUUUAGACACACACACUACGUUAGCUACUUGUAUAUGUUUUGAUUAAUUAUCAAACAUGACAUCAGAAUUUUAUAGCAGAAUAAUAGCCUUUAAACACAUUUACCUUUUUAUAGGGACUUAAUGCAGAGAAUCUUUGCAGAACUGAUGAGAAACUCUCUUGAAAUAUUAUAGGACGGCUCCCAUUAUUUUCGUUAGGACUUUCUGUAUUUACCCCACUUUGGCAUGAUGAUGUAAACACUUACAGCUUUGCUAAUAACUUUGUGAUAUUGGCUUAACGAGUACAACGAUUACAACAACCCGCCAAGUCUGAUUGGACAGGACUCUCCUGAAUCUUAUUGGCUAAACUGAACUAUAUACUUAAAACGUCAACGUUACAUAUUAUACUUUAUUGUAAAGUUUGUUUGAAUGGAAAAUGAAUGAAAUAUCAUGUUUACAGUCAAAAAUAAAAACGGUUGGAACCCGACCAAUCUGGCAACACUGGAUGCCAUCACAAUGUGCAUUCAGCUGGAGACCUCUGAGAGUUAAAUAUGAGUAGAGCUAUCAUUGGAAGUAAUUAGAUAUGUAUCUUCACUGGUAGCUGUUUAUUCAUAUGCUUGUAAUUCAAUUAGUUUUCUGCAAAAAAGGCACAAUAACUCUGCAGCAAAAUCAAGUAUUUUUGGCUGGAAAAAUAAAAUCCUGGAGACACUGAAUUACAGCUUGGAAAUGGAGUCAGAAAUCUGCUGUCCGGUUGUGAUUGGUAGCCAUUUUGAUUCUAUCCCAUAUCUAUCCAAAUCCCUCUAAUUCUGCUUUAUGGUGCUUGAAUUGACAGGUUAGUGCAAAAAGUUCCUCCAUACACAUCUAAUUCCUUCAGCAAAUUUUGUCCAUCACUUAGUUGUUUUUACCGACAAUUCAUUUAUCCGUGUUUCUCAAUGUGAACACACUACACUGUUAAUAAUUCUUAUUAACAAUUCAAAAAGGAUGGUGGGUUGUUAAUAUUGUUGGGGUACAGGGGAAGUCCGCACACUUACCCCCCCCGUUUUUUUGGCUACAUACUGUUUUCUUUGCCUUUUCUGAAACUAUGACACUAUGGCACACUGCAGCAUUAAUCUCUAAAUUAUAAACAUUUAUUUCUAGCAGUCUCUGAGACUUUUGAAAUCCCAUUGGUGUUGAAACUAAGAGAGAUAUUACUAAAGAAGAUUUAACACCUAAACUCACAGCAUCUUGGACAAAUCUAGACUUUGGGAUUAGGAUUGGAAACAGCCCAAUCUGGCAACCUGGAUUUCUAUAUAACCAUGCACUUUACAUUCUAACUUUACUGCUUUGAUAUUAAGUACAUGCAAAAGGGAUUUUUUGUUAAUUGUAUUAUUUUAUUUAAAACCGAGGGAAUUGCGUCCAUCGAAUUCUUCUUCAUCUUGAGACUCGAGUACGUAUAUAUAUAUGAUUUGAGACACAGAUCUGGAUGAUGGAUUGUCUCAGAGCACAAGGUCCGGUUGUUUAAAUGCAGUAAAUGUGGUAUACUUUCGUUAAUAUAACACUGUAAUACCUGUGAAACAGGCACAAUUGAAUUGAAAGCAACCCCUGCUAGUUUAUUUUUGUAGUACAGAAAUAAAUUAUCUGUGAUAAAA